AUGGAGAGGUGGAAAAGGAGGGAGAGGAGGAGAUGGAGUGGAGAUGUGAAGUGGAUAGUGGUAGAUAUAAAUAUGGAAGAAGGGAGGGAGGAUGGAAGGGGGAAGAGGAGAGGAGGUGAGGGAGGGGUGGUGGAAUGGAAAGAUGUGGAAUGGGUAGGAGAGGAGUGGAUGAGAGAGGGAAACGGAGGGAAUGGAAGGGGAGGAAGUGGAGAGGGGUGGUAUGGAGUGGAUGGUGGUGGGGGAAGUGGUGGUAGGAAUGGAGAUCUGGAAGGAGGGAGGGAAGAGGGAGAGGAAGGGGGGAGGGGAGGGGAGAAUGGAGGGAUUGAGGAAGGAAUAUGA
Haliotis rubra (blacklip abalone) is the source of this 339-nucleotide messenger RNA. Its product is annotated as glycine-rich RNA-binding protein 10-like. The transcript has a single exon. Lineage: Eukaryota; Metazoa; Mollusca; Gastropoda; Lepetellida; Haliotidae. The record is from RefSeq and is a predicted model, not a curated record. The coding region runs from base 1 to 339 and encodes 112 amino acids.